Molecule: messenger RNA, 1188 nt
Organism: Rhodotorula toruloides NP11
Lineage: Eukaryota; Fungi; Basidiomycota; Microbotryomycetes; Sporidiobolales; Sporidiobolaceae
Exons: 4
Coding region: 1-1188 (395 amino acids)
Source: RefSeq, a predicted model, not a curated record
AUGCUGCCCGCAAGGCUCUUUGUCCAGGGCGGCCGUACGAGCUCUGGGAUUCUCGGCAGAUCGAGCCCGCCGUCCGAAUCGUUGUCGCUUUCCGCGCUCCUUCACCUUUCUCCUUCCCUCUCUUCACCUCUCUUCCCUCGUCGCUCGUUCCUCACAGGCUCCGCGCCUCAGUCUUCCUCGUCGCUCGUUCCUUGCAGCCUCGGCUUCAUUUGCCUCCCCCCCCAGUCACUCGUUUCCACGCCGCGGUACCGUUCACAUCAAACAUGCCGUCCUUCAAGUCCUGCCUUGCGUCCCUCGCCCUCGUCGCGCUCGCCUUCGCGCCCGUCAACGCCUCGAAGGCCACUUCUGCCGGCAUCGUCGCCCGCGACCAGCACGCUGAGCUCUCGGUCAAGUCGUCGGCUGCCGUCGCCCGCCGCAACGCUGCCGCCAAGGCCCUCAAGAAGCGUGCUGGCCGCACCACCUUUGCCGGCCGCAAGACCGCUGCCAAGGGCAAGUCGGCGUCGAGCAACGCCGCCCCCGUCUCGAAGACGGACCCGUACGCGGCCAACUCGGCCUUCCUCAACACGAAGGCCGCCCUCGCCGCUGCCAAGAUCCGCUGCGGCACCAACGCCAUCUGCCGCGCCAAGGGCCCGGCUGCUCCCGCCAACGGCGACUCGUUCUGCAUUGCCGGCUCGUGCACCUUCCGCUGCAACGACGGCUACGCGCCCGGCGGUACCGACGGCACCCAGUGCGUUCCCUCGCAGACCCAGUGCGGCGGCACCACCUGCGACGUUCCCCAAUUCGGCUACGCCACCUGCAACGCCGACGGCACCUGCAACAUCGGCUGCGCUGCCGGCUACCAGCGCUACUCGACCAACGCCGCCCAGACCGGCCCCUACUACUGCUUCGCGACCCAGUCGGACGCCGCCAACUGCGGCACUCCCGGAAACGCCUGCCCUCCCUCGUACAACGGCAUCGGUGACGCCGUCUGCAAGUUCGGCACUUGCCGCGUCUCGUGCCCUGCCGGCUACGCCCUCCGCAAGGCCCAGUCGUCGACCAACCCGUACUACUGCUACAACGGCCAGUCGUCGCUCGGCCCCGCCUAAGCGGCUCCCUUCUCCUCGUCGACCCUCGAGCCGCCGCAUCGCGACUCGUCGGUCAGAACGGACAAGGAUCUCUCUUCUCCCGCCCUUUCCCCCGUCUUUAUGA